UUCUACAAAUCUACCGGGUACCAGUUGCAAGAAAACAGCCAGUGCCAUGGAUAACACCCUAGGCAUUGGUGCUCACUUUGAUUCAUUUGAUGCUUUUCAAACAGCCCUGCAACAGUAUGAGGACACACACUUUGUGCAAUUCGCCAGGUCCAGCUCACAAACAGUUGCCAAAGCCCAAGCCUCAGCCUUGAUUAAAACGUUCAACCCCAAACUGACAUUCGCUAAAGUUUGUUACACGUGUAUAUUUGGACCUAAAAAAGAGCCUUCUACUUCUACCGGACUGCGUGCUUCAAAUUCUCGGAAACUAGAUUGUCCUGUUCGACUACGUUUGGGUGCUACUAAAGAUGGUCAGCAGCUGGUUAUUAAAGAGAGUGUAUUGGACAUUCACAAUCAUGAAAUUUCAGAGGAACUCUACAAAUCUUUCUCACGGCAAAAGAGGUUGGAUAAAGAAACAGAGAUUGAAGUUUUUCAUUUUAUUAACAGCCAAGUAGACAAACGAUUAGCCAGAAUGGUUAUCAGAGAAAAAAUUAGGAAAGAAACUGGGAAAUCUUUAUCUUUAAAAGAUAUUUUAAAUAUCGAAUAUCGAGUUGGUAAAAAUCUCAAGUGCAAAAUAGAACCAGGAUUAUGUACUGCUACCAGUCCUAUAGACUGCACAGUGCAGCCAGAAGAUGAAAACAAUGCUGUGGAUAGAAUACAUCAAGCUCAAGGAGAAUGCAAUGGCACAUACAAAGGUUCUAAAAAAGCUGGCAAGUACAGAAGCAGAAAGAUAAUUCCCAGAGUCAAACUACCUUAUUGCCAAACGGAACUGAUAACUAACUUCAACGGUUCUGGAGACGCAGCUGAAAAUGGAGUAGACCUCCACUCUUAUAAAAACAAUGUCAAUAUCAUGUCAAUACAGGAUAUUGAAGAGCUAGAAGCACAACAUAUUCCAUCAAUAAUUGUUUCGGAGAAAUGUGUGAACCAACUAACAGAGGCACCAAAAGCCAAGAAAAGGAAGUUAUGUGCCCAUUGUUGUGAAGGGACAAGUUCUAAAGAACUAGUCGACACAGCUAAUAAAAAACUAGCCAUAAAAAAAGAACUAUUAGAAGUGGAAAAGCAAAAACUGAAAGUUUUUCAGAAAAUGGUUAAAAAACUAGAUUUAAUACUUGAAAAACUUAACUGAAAGCUACUUAUAUGUAAAUUUUAUUGUAAUUUAUUGUUAUUAAAGGUUUAUUUUAAAUUCAUCCAUUUUAUUGAAAAAUUAUGUUAAGAAUGAUGCUGAAUAAACAACUAACGUAACUUA
Molecule: messenger RNA, 1282 nt
Organism: Physella acuta
Lineage: Eukaryota; Metazoa; Mollusca; Gastropoda; Physidae
Source: RefSeq, a predicted model, not a curated record